Molecule: messenger RNA, 4266 nt
Organism: Schistosoma bovis
Lineage: Eukaryota; Metazoa; Platyhelminthes; Trematoda; Strigeidida; Schistosomatidae
Source: the annotation of a GenBank genome assembly
AAUUUUGCUAGUUUUCGACAAGAUGUUACAAUACAUUUGUUUUUAAUUAUAAAUUGAUCGGUUGAAUUAUUUGUCCAGUUAUAGCGUGUUAGGAGCUAAUUGAACUAAGAAUUUAUAAGCAUUAUAUCGAAGAUUUACUCCAACAGUGGUUCCAGUCAACUGAUAGAAAUGCUCAUAACAGUUCAGUAGAUUUUGACAAACAGUGCCAUGUAUUUAAAACGACAGAUAUAAAAGAGACAGGUUUUGGAUAUAUCUUGUCGCAUACCGCAAAAUAGUUGCAUAUAUUUACAUAAAAUGAGUCGAAUCAGAAGAUGUAAAUACUCACAUGAACCUAAAGCUCCCUAAUUUGGGAUAAAAUUGAUCAAGUGUGAGACAGUUCCACUCAAAAGAUGUUGGAACUCUUCCGAAUUUUUUCGUGUGCUUUGAAAAAAUGCUAAGACUUGCUACAUGAAAAGCCCAAACCUAUCGCUGGUUAAAAGUUUUUUUUCAACACACACUCAAAAGUUUACUACGCCAAGAAUUUGGGUGAAGUAUUUUUACUGAUAUCGCAAACGCUACCAUUUUUCUGCAUAAAAUUGGUAUGUAUGAACAUCCUUGGAGUAUACUUCAAGGAUGUUUCUUGUAAUAUCACACAAUAGACGCCGACAAUCUGAAGAGUAAUCAUGUUCACUAUUAAACUAGGUUUGUGUAGAAGCUUUAUUGUUUGCUUCACUAAAAUCUAGUUUUUCUUGCAACGCAUUCACCGCUUGAUACUGCAUUCAAAACUGUUUUGUUGAACGAUCUUACAUCCACACGUUACCAAGCGUUAUACAGGUAUUGUUUCUCUUUAACACUUCUCAUAUCUUACAUCUUGAAUGUUGUUUUUGGCCAGAUAAAAUUUUCGUGUUAUAAAUGAAGUUGUUGAUCAAAAUAAAUAAGUGGUAUUUACAAACCAGAAACGGUUUGGAGGCUGAAUAUCCAUUAAAACUGUCCACUUGAGCCUGUGAUAUUCUGAAACAGAAGUCUAGAGUGAUAACAUUGGUCACUGUUAUCAGAGAAUAUGAUAUAUAUACAUAUUUGUUCACGACAUGAGAUUGAAUUAUAAUUACUUUUCAAAUGUUGUAUGCACUUAACUGAAAAUGACGUAAACUAUAGUGAAGUAUGUUUCUGUGGCAGGCUGAAAAAGCGGUAAUCCUUCAUCUCGACGUUGUUCUUUGUUCCAUCAAAUUCUCCUUGAAUUGCUAGUUGGAAUGACAAAGUGUAAGCAAGCACCAAUCUUGUGAUUUUACGAGGGUGAUCGCAUAUCUUCGACAGUUUGUUCACCUAAAGUGUAUUAAAACGAAAACUACAACCUACGAAAUGAACAUGAAAUUUAUCAUUCGUUGACACACUUCAAAACACCUGGCUUUUCAGCUGUACAAAUUGAAAACCGCAGACGCCGUGAUCCGAUGCCGUAUGUUAUUCCGUAUUUACCUUUGAUAGGAGGCUUCUUUAGACAUACCUUCAACUUGUAGAGUCUAUCAGGCAAUUACCUAAUUGUAUCCCAAAACCUUGACACUCCACGUAUACAUAUAAAUGUUGAUACAGCAUGCUUGUAAGAUACAGUACGUAGUGUUGGCUGUACAGUAGAUCAGUUAACUAGUGAAAUGAAUUCCAGUUGGGAAAAUCUGAUGCGUAUAAACCAAAUAAAUGAAUUAAUAUCUGGUAGUCGGCGAGUUGUUCAAGGGAAUGUUGACUUUCGGAUAGUUUACUGGACUGCAGCCGUUAUCAAUUUCAUUAGCUUACGUUUCUUAAGAGGUAUAUUGGUGGUUGGUGAUUGAAUUUUUGGUUUUCUGACAAUUGUGUUUACUGCGUAAAAUCACCAAUUUCCCUUUUCGAUUUUUUCAAGUGACAUGAUAGCCUGUCAUACACGUAAACGUUUUUCGUACUGACAUUGAAACGAUUUGGCAUUGAUAACUUCAAAACAAUACUGAAUCAAAGUCUUACUUAACAGCCAUAUCUGGUAUAAUCAUACCAUAACGCAAUACUACACGACUUUGCCUCCCAGAAAGAUCUAUUCCCCUUCGUAAUCUAUGCGAUCCCGAAUUUGCAGACCUUUUGCAUUUCUGUUGAAUGCGAAUAACUAUGUAUUCAGUAAUUAAUUCCGUGUAACGAAAUAAGAUUGUCCUCUCUUAACAUUCUGUACGACACUGAGCACCAUUCAUUAGGUGAAUGUCCACAAAGUUAGCAGGAUUCAUGAAUAGUUCUUCAUCGAAAAGUUACUUGCUUACUUUGAUAAGUACCUGCUUCUAACUUAAUCCACUAAUGGCUGCAAACAGUUUGUUCAUAGGCCAAAUAAUAUUUAAAAGACAGAAGUUACUUCAAAGUAACAACACAUGAGUAAACAUGAUAAAAUUUUACCACAUAUGUAUGUGGUAACAGAAUAAAGUUCUGAGAAAUGUAUUUAUAAAGGAGAACAGAUCAGGGUUUUUGACCGAUGCUUGAGUAAACAAUGACAUCAAAUAGAAUUUCAUCACAUUUAAUGCAUUGCAAAUGACAUGCUUAAAGAUAAACUCACCAACCCAUGGUCUUCAAAUAAUAGGCUAAUUACCAGGUUAAUAUCCACAUAGUUCUGUGGUAUGUAUAUUGUACCAUAAAAAUGCAGUUUCAAAUUAUGAUUUAGGAUCGAUGAAUACAAUAUUGGGGAUGACAAAUAACUCGCAAUCUUAAGAUAGAGAAUACAUUCAAAUACAUCACCGUGAUCGGUCAUGGAUUACGACACACGAACGUCCCAACUAAUUGUUUAGAUUAUGAUGUGGUCCAAAACAAUGGUCUCAUCUACCAAUAUGAACCAGACUAAUGGUCAGUAACUUCAUAGAUUGAUGUCGUUUCUCGAUCUGGCCAUCAGUGGCUCCUUCCAAUAUACUCCUAGAUUGACCGUAUUUACACAUCUAGGUAUGCGAUAACAGUGAACAAGUAAUGCCCACCUUGACUAUUCCAGUAGGUUUAAUGCAUCAUUGAUCUACCUUUAAUAUCUACGUAAUACCUUACUAUAGACCUAUAUGUCGUUCACUCCACUGUUCCACUGUGUGUCAGUAAUGCUUCAAAAGUAUCAAUAAUCAAGUUGUAUAAGUCUGUAAAUGUCUUCUACUUUCAUAGACCAGGUUUGAUGACCGCCGAAUAAUACAGGCAUACUCGCCCCUUGUUCCCCAGAAAGUCAUCUAAAAACGUCACAAGAGACGAGACUCGGCAAUUGAAGUUUCAAUAGUCGAAGAUACCACUCUUUUACCGUCAUUCAGCAUUAGAGCUUUCGCUCAUAAACAUAACUUCACGCUAUAGAGUGUAAUAAGUUAUUUGCUGAAAAAUAUUGUAACAGAUACCAAUAAGUAUAUAUAUAACUGUCUCAAUCGUAUCGAACAUUUUGGAGGAUAAUAAUUGUGACAUCGCAUGAUGAAAGAUAAAUUCAUGAGUUGUCUUUUCUUAGUGACAUUUACUGUACAUUAGCUAACUGCCUAAAUAUAAGUGCCAAUUUGUUUUUUCCCUUAUCUUUGUUCUUAUAAAAGCAUAAACCCUUCUAUGGCUUUUUUUAAAUUUAAUUAGCAUUUAUAAUGUCCACUGAUUGUUCCUCAGAAUACGACCAAUUAGAAUGCGAAUCUGUUGUAUCAACAGACGUUUGUAUGAAAACAGAUAAUCAAAUAGUUGAAAAACUCGUCCCAAAUCUGACAAAUCCAUAUAAUGAAAUGAAACGCCCAGGAUUAACGCCUUCAAUAACGGCUUAUCGAUGGAUUACAUCGCAACCAACUUUAACAAAAAGUGUAUUUAGUAAAAUUGAAUCUGAAACUACGGCACAAUGGCUAAGUAAUAGUACAACAGAUGAUUGGUUAAUGCAUAUCCCGAAAUGUUCAAUAGAAAGAUAUGAUAAGAAUUCCUUUAAGAAUUGGAAAGCUGAUUAUUUAAAACAACCACGUUCACAUGAUCAAAACAGAUUCACUACAUUGUAUUCAACUAGUUAUGAAGCCAAGCAGUUGGAUGAGCAAACAAAGAGUAGGCCUACAUCUGCUAAUCGCCGAAAUAAGCCACAGCCGUCAAGACUCUUCCUUACUUUUCAUUUACAUAAAUUGCCUAAAAACCAAGAAAAGGAUACACGAAAAGAGAUAUGAACUACUGUUCAAAUAAAUUCAUUUCACGGCAAAUUUAUGAUCAUUUCACACGCACAAAUCACAGAUUCUGUCCACUAAAAUUUGCUAACACGAUAUAAAAUCUAAUUCCAAAUAGUUUGCUAAUGAUUCUAUCGACUUAUACAAAAAA